AGCAGACCUGGAGAACAAGGGGGUCAGUGUUCUCUUGUCAGCAGACUGGUGGGUGUUUGCACGCUUCCACUCAGAGUCUCCUCCAAACUGAGUGAACCCGCUUCUCAUGUUUCUCUGGUCCCUGAGCUCUGUUAAGCAUCUCCAUCCUCCUUGGACUAUUAAACUCAGAACUAGGCACAGGACUCCAGUGGAGAUACUGUUACCUCUGUGGAAGUGGGGUCAUUAUCUCCCUUGGGUAUGGCAUUCCUAUUAAAAACAUUCCAGAAUGAUACUCUCUUACUUGGCAGCAUUCUCACAUAAGUGAAACAUUCAAUAUGUGAUCCAAAUUGAUUUGUGAUGUGUAAGCCAGGUUCUUUUUGCUAUACUGCUACCCAGGGAAUUAUUACUGGGGAGAGAACCAUGGCUCUGGGCUUUUUCUUUACUAAGUAUAUUAUUUUGCACUUGUUUUGAGUUUGAGAAGAAGCUGUCUUGAUCAUCAUUACACAACUUUUUCUGUCUAAUUUUAGUCUCUGAAAUCUGCUUUCCCAACCUUCUUCCUCCAAGUUUGGGAUCAUUCACAAAUAGUUCAUUAAAAUACCAAGUAGUGCCAGGCCCUGCACAUUGUCAUAAGCUCUUCCAGUUCGACUUUCUCAAACACUGUCUUCUUCUUUGUCAUGUUUCAUACUAAAGCUGCAACUUGUGCCGUGGCUUCGCAGCUGAGUCAAAUCCUAUGGAGAAUCUUAAGUGAGGAAACCAUCAAUUCCUUUGAAUUGGCUUCUGUGCGCAGAGGAGGGAUUUCUAGCUAAAAAACUAGAAAUACAUGUGAAAUCCUGAACUCUUCUGAAGUUUUGGUGUUUUGCGUGUGGCUUCUGCAUGUCUCUGGUUCCAGGUUAUAGAGAAUAAUGAUUGCUGGCAGUUUCCCAUUCUCCUUUUUGAAGCUGUUAUGUAGAGAGGAAAAGGCUCUGAUCAGAUGUCUCACAUGAAAAGUCAUGGAGCUGGGAAAGGCAAAGCUUCUGAGAACUGGCCUUAAUGCCUUAUAUCAAGCAAUUCACCCUGUGCAUGGCAUUGCCUGGACAGAUGGGAAACAGGUGAUACUGACUGCUUUACACCUUCAUAACGGAGACCCAGAAUUUGGUGACUCGAGUGUUGUUGGUCAGUUUGAACACAUCCAUGGACUCUACUGGGGCCCAUGUCCCCCUGAUGCCCCAGCUCUGCUCGCUGUGCAACAUAAAAAGCAUAUCACCAUUUGGCAGCUCUGUUUUAAUGCUGCAGAAAGAAAUAAGCUCUUAGUAUCUCAGAUAUGCGACAUCAGCGAGCCAUUCCCAGUGCUCCCCCAGGGCUGCGUGUGGCAUCCCAAGAAGGAGAUCCUGGCUGUGCUAACUACACAGGAUGCUUCUGUCCUACACUCUGUUCACCUCAACAGCUCCAGAGUUAGUGCAGAUAUUAAAGGCAGCGGCCUCAUCCACUGCGCUUGUUGGACGAAGGAAGGCAAUCGCUUAGUGGUGGGAGUAGGCAGUGCCCUUCAUUCUUACAUUUGGGAUGAUGCUCAGAAAACACUGAGUGCUUGUUCUUUUUGCCCAAUCUUUGAUGUGGGAGGCUAUGUCUGCGCUGUGGAAGCUACUCUGAAUUUCCAAGUUGCUGUUGCUACCGAGCUUCCUCUGGACAAGAUCUGUGGCUUAAAUGCUGGUGUGGCAUUUGAAAUUCCAGCCAGCAUUGAAACAGAGUCCUUCCCCUCGCAGUCCAGCUUAUGUGGUGAGGAAGAGUAUUCCAUGGAUGGGGGGAAGAAGUCGCUGGACUCUGAGAAGUCCCUGUCUGUUGUUGCAUCUCCUGUGGAUCUAACUCACAUACUUUCUAGCAAGCAGGGUGCUGAUUCUAGUCCUCUUCUUCAUCUGCGGCCCAAGGACUACCUAACGGGAAGUGGCCAGGAUUCUUCACAUCUCAUCUUGGUGACAUUUGAAAGAAGGGUUACCUCUACCAAAAAAGUUAGCAUCCCAGGCAUUCUGGUUCCUGAUAUAAUGGCUUUUGACCCCAAAACUCAAAUUGUAUCAGUUGCCUCCAAUACUUGUAACAUUAUUUUAGUCUAUUCGCUGACUUCAUCCAAUUUACCCAAUAUUCAACAAAUUCAGCUAGAGAAAAAUGAGAAACCAAAGGGUUUGUGCUUCUUGACCAAUAAAUUGUUACUGAUACUGGUUGGAAAACAAAGAUUCACUGACCCUGCAUUUCUUCCCUCUUCAAGAUCAGACAAAUAUAUGAUACGACUGAUGAUUAAGGAACUAAUAUUUGAAAUGGGUCCUUCAACAUCAGCAUCAGUUAAUGGGAGCUCCGAUUUGAACCUUUCCAACAUACAGCAUGAUCUCUCUAGAGACGUUCACCCUCUCAGCCGUGGACUCCUGAUGCCGGAUCGUGCUGCCAUUCAGUCCCCUACCAGCAAAAGGAAACUCAUUGAAGAAAUUAAGAGUCCCGUUUAUGAACAAAGCUUGUCGAACAUGAGUGACCUCAAAGAUAAGAAGAUUUCCAUGAGUUAUUCUCCAGCAGUUGAGUGUCUCGAUGCUGAACUGGUUAAUCGCGCAGCGGCACUGUCUGCCGCAUCGCUGGCGUCUUCUGUCAAGCCAACAUCUCCAAAAAGGCAGGCAGAUGCAGCUUUCAAAGUACCCAAUUCUUACAAGAAUAACUUAUUAAGUGAAAAGGAAGCAAGUUACUUUUCAAAAAAUGUAGAAAAACUGUCUGGUAACUUCUCAGAAUUACAGCAUCAUCUCUGUGAAUUAACUGAGCUGCUAAAAUCUGCGAAGAGAAAUCUUCCAGUGUACCCACCUUCUCAGGAACCCCCUUUUAUUAACAUCACCUGCCAGAAGCAGCUUUCCAGAAGUGACUCAGAUGAAAGAAGAGCUGUUAUUCUUUGUGGUGGCAAACUCCGUCUAAAUACAGUCCAGCAGAUAUUCAAUCUCUCUCUCGUAGAAAUGCAACAUGGUUCAUCUUGGAUUGUUCUCACCGCAGACAGCGAGGGCUUUGUUCCGCUGCUGUUUACAUCCAUGCAGGAGAUAGUGGUGAGAGAUGCCAGUGCAAAAGGCUACGGUGCCCGUUCUUCCAAAACUUUGGAUAUCAUCAGUUCCACAGAAGGGUGCAGACUCGCUUCUUCGGAAAGUCUGGAUAUCACAAGUUCCCUGGAAGUCCUCAGAGGCUGCUCCUCCAAGGCUUUAGACGGCAGCAAUCCGUCAGAACAGCCCAGCAGUAAAAUGUGAUUUCUGACAGUGAUUUUGUAAUGCCUGUCUGACAAUGGGAGAGUUUUGAAUUCUCUGUAUAGGACUGCAGUUCUGAACAGCAGACUGUCCCAAAUCUCUGUCGGAUUUCCAUAGUUUUUUUGUUGCAAUUAUUUAAUUGAUUCUUGGAAACUCUAACUUCUUUUAUACUGAGCAGUGUUUUUUAAAUAAGCCUCUUGCAGAACAGACCAGGGCUUUGUACCAGUGGUUGAAAACACACAUUCUUACAAGCUUCUGAGCUAGUUUCCAUCUUGGAUUUUUGAUAUGUUGGUGGUUUUAGAUGAGAGUAAACUUCCAUAAUAAAUCAUUGGAAAAUGCUG
Strigops habroptila (Kakapo) is the source of this 3556-nucleotide messenger RNA. RefSeq names its product WD repeat and coiled-coil-containing protein. The transcript has 4 exons. Gene Ontology annotation, molecular function: kinase binding. The coding region runs from base 969 to 3218 and encodes 749 amino acids. Lineage: Eukaryota; Metazoa; Chordata; Aves; Psittaciformes; Psittacidae. The record is from RefSeq and is a predicted model, not a curated record.